UGUAGGCUUAAUAUUGAUAUAAACAUAUUGCAGUUGGAAGUACAAUUCAGGAUAUAAAAUUAAUAUUACACACAUCCUUUUCAAAAAGUAGUGUUAUUUCCGCGUAUUGAUCAUCCUUUCUGUUUGUAAACACGAGCACGUGGCCGUCUGAUGACACGCCCCGGAAGUUAAAACUGUUUGAAGUAAACAAUACCACGUGAUCUGAUAUCAACAAUACCACGUGGCUACUGAAUAUUUUGUGCCCUGGAUAGCGUUGUUUUUCAUUUCUGCAGGAGCAGUCGGUUGACAAAGACGUUGUUUUUUGCGCAUUUUUCUUGCUAAAACACGAGUUUAAAUUAACAUACAAAAUGGUCGGGAAGGAUGAUGGAGACGAGAGGGUAGUCCUCAUCCCGGUGACAAACAACAGCAUCUCUGAAAAGGCGUUUGAUUGGUAUUUGAAAAAUGAACACAAGAAGGGCGACAAGGUUCAUGUUGUCCACUGUCCAGAAGAGCAGCCUCCCGUCAAAGCUCUAGCCGAGACACAGUUGAAUAACUUCUCAGCAGAUGUUGUCUCUCCUGAGAAAUGGGAAGCAGGUGCUAAACAGGAGGAAGAGGAAUCCAUACUUAACAUGUACAAGAAAAAACUUGCAGACAACAAUGUUGCAGGGAAAGUUACGAGUGAGUUUGUUGUUGGAUCUCCAGGGAGAGACAUUGUACAGGUAGCUGAGAAGGACAAUGCUAAACUGAUAGUCAUGGCUAAACAGGGGCUCGGUGCCCUUUACAGGAGUCACUUCCGCAGUGUGUCAGAAUACGUCCAGAAGAAUACCACAGUUCCAGUAAGUGUUUAUACAGAACCAGAGGCCCCCAAAAGCCCCGUAUCUGCAUCCCCACUACCUCCGUCCCCAUUAGCGAUGGAAGAUCAACCUCGAGAACGAAGUGGAAGCUUCCUUGCCCGUCUGAUUGGUCGACAGUCUUCAUAUGAAAGGGCUGGGGAAAGUCCCGAACCAGUCAAAAAAAUUAACCCUGAUCAGAAGAAAUAUGCAGACCGCCGCCACCAGAGGGAGCUGAUGAGGCAUCCUUCUGAUACGAUCCCACAGCGGGAACGCAAGAACACAAUGUAGGACCAACAUCCU
Owenia fusiformis is the source of this 1112-nucleotide messenger RNA. NCBI's taxonomy places the organism in Eukaryota, Metazoa, Annelida, Polychaeta, Sabellida, Oweniidae. The record is from the annotation of a GenBank genome assembly.